CACCAGACCAGAACAGGGAGCUUUGUGUGAGCUCAGCCUGGUCCCAAGGAAGCAAUCCCAGCCCUUCCAACCAGCCCCAGGAGAAAGUCCUGCUCUUGCAGACGAGCCCUGUUCACCAGGCAGCUCUGCAGAGUGCCACCCAGCCCUGCCCGCACGCUGUGCCCUGCCCAGAGGUGCGGGGCCCGCUGCGUAGGCCCUGAGCCUGCUGCUGAUGGGGGCCUCUCUGCUUUUCCAGCUCUGCUUCGUCUGUGGCAAUUUCGGGGCCACCAUCACUUGCGCGGAGUCGGGCUGCAACCGCAGCUUCCAUUUCCCCUGCGCCUCGGAGGGCCAGUGUGUCACCCAGCACUUUGGCCAGUACAGGUCCUUCUGCUGGGAGCACCUCCCACACCAGCCAGUGGAGACAGCGCCAACGCAGGACACGACCUGCAUCAUCUGCAUGGAGCCUGUGGGUGACAGCAGGUCGUACAGCACCAUGGUGUGCCCAUCCUGCCAACACGCCUGGUUCCACCGGGCCUGCAUCCAAGGAAUGGCCAAGAGUGCUGGGCUGCGCUGCUUCCAGUGCCCGCUCUGCCGCGACAGGGAGAAGUUUAUUCAAGAAAUGAUCAACCUGGGGAUCCACAUCCCAGUCCGAAAACCAAAGUGGGAGACCAACCGUGCCUACGCAUCCCUGGGAGUUCGGCACCGGCACUGUGAUGCCAGCAACUGCCUUUACCCACAAGGCAGGGAGCAGGCAGAGAGAGAGGGGCCCUGGCAGCUGCUCCUCUGCUGCUCCUGUGCUGCACAAGGGACCCAUCGCUGCUGCUCCAACCUGGGCCAGAGCACCACCACCUGGGAGUGCAACGCCUGUGCUGGAGAGGGCACCGGUAAGAGGCAAACAGCCGCGUGCUGCUGGGCUGGGGCCAGGCGAGGCCUUGCUCCAGUCCCUUUGGCCCAGGAGGGGUGGGAGCCUGUCCCACCCUGGGGCUGGAGAUCUGUCCCGCUCACCUUCCUGUCUCCCCUUACAGCCUCCAGCAGCAAUGUGGACCGUGCUGGCCCCACCACCGCCAGCCAGCAGGGACUGGAGCCAGCCCGAGUCUCUGCGGGACAGGAGAGCAGCAGCUCCGGCACCACCAGCCAGGCACCAUCGGGGCCAGACAGCAGUUCCCGGGUGCCUGAGCUGCUCUCACAACAGCCAGGGCGGGCCCGGACCCGAAGCCGCUCGCCUCACGACCAUCGGGCUGCAGAGACCCGCAGCCAGCCCCAGAGACGCCGCAGGAGUCGCUCCAGGCGGCGAGGGCCAGCCCAGGGGCGAAGCCGCUCCCGGGUACCACGACGGGCCCGUUACUUUAACAGCCGGCCCCAGUGA
This is a messenger RNA of Gallus gallus (chicken), 1345 nucleotides long. RefSeq names its product PHD finger protein 7-like. Bases 212 to 1345 code for a protein of 377 amino acids. The record is from RefSeq and is a predicted model, not a curated record. Lineage: Eukaryota; Metazoa; Chordata; Aves; Galliformes; Phasianidae. Gene Ontology annotation, cellular component: nucleus. The transcript is spliced from 5 exons.